AUGGACCAGAUGCAUAAAAAGGACGUUCUCGGCGUCCCCCGGCCCCUCCUUGACGACCCCCCGCCGCGGCCCGCGGGCGGCGCCGCCGAGCCCGCGCCCGCGGCCCCUGGGUCUGGCACACAGCUGUUCUACCCGGUGCGCGACCUGGCGCGGCUGCCGGACCGGCCGGACCCCGGGCUGAUCGGCAACCUGCAGGGGGCGUUCAUGGGCAGCCCUGUAGCUUACGCGCAGCUGCUGCCCAACCACCUGGAGGUGUCCUAUCAGGUGCUCUCAACGAUCAUGCUGUGGCCGCCGAUGGAGGUGUUCCACCCCUUCUACGUGGACUACGAGCUGGCCGCCUCCCACCUCUCCGCCCUGCGGCGGCGGGCGCUGCGCUCGGGCACGCGGCGGCGGCGGCGGCCGCGGCGGGCGGUGGUCAGCGCGAAGGCGGGCGGGCUGACCCCGCGGAGCUCGUGA
Molecule: messenger RNA, 456 nt
Organism: Monoraphidium neglectum
Lineage: Eukaryota; Viridiplantae; Chlorophyta; Chlorophyceae; Sphaeropleales; Selenastraceae
Exons: 2
Coding region: 1-456 (151 amino acids)
Source: RefSeq, a predicted model, not a curated record